This is a messenger RNA of Adineta ricciae, 549 nucleotides long. The record is from the annotation of a GenBank genome assembly. Lineage: Eukaryota; Metazoa; Rotifera; Eurotatoria; Adinetida; Adinetidae.
AUGUGUUUAACCGAAAAGGGGUUUGUAGACAACGUUGAUGAUUUCGAUGGGCAACAAAGGGCACAGCAGUCCGAUUUUAAAAGUGCGCACGGAUUGAAAACAAUCACUGAUCAAAUGAUGCUACCGGUCAUAACCUUGCUUCUAUUUAGCAUGUCAUUCACGAAAAUAUUGCCCGCAGUCAUUUCAAAAGCACCGGAACAAAAAUCAAUCGUCACAGUUGAAAAUAUGACACCUGAAAUAUACAAAUUACUUCUAACUACUAGUCGACUAAAGCUUGUUCAACAAGAUGACGAUGAUACCUACGUUCCGAGCGUUGGCUCGGACUUAUCGAAAAGCUCAUGUAUGACCAGUUAUAAUCUUUGGCUUACUUCCUACCAGUCAUACUUCCAAUCGUGGGCGAAUGCCAAUUGUGUGCCAUACAGAGCUGUUUAUAGAGAUGAGUGUAUCUCGAUACUAUUUCAAGUUAAUCCACAAGUUCCACCUUGUACUAAUUGGUGGCAAUAUGAAGACCUCCAAUCGAUCGAAAUCCCUGCAUAUUUUAGUUCUUGA